Sorghum bicolor (sorghum) is the source of this 1415-nucleotide messenger RNA. RefSeq lists its product as uncharacterized. Gene Ontology annotation, cellular component: membrane. Gene Ontology annotation, molecular function: metalloendopeptidase activity. Lineage: Eukaryota; Viridiplantae; Streptophyta; Magnoliopsida; Poales; Poaceae. Gene Ontology annotation, biological process: CAAX-box protein processing. The record is from RefSeq and is a predicted model, not a curated record. The transcript has 4 exons. Bases 613 to 1374 code for a protein of 253 amino acids.
CCUUUCAUGGCUGACGAGACGUCACUUCCUAUUCUUACAAAUAAGCCUCGGUUUCAAUUGGCGUGUACCGUUUUUGCUUUCAAGAUUUGUGAUGCAACUUAACAUAUUUCUCUGUGGGCAGUAACACUGCAUUAGCUAGCUUAGCUCAUCCUCCAUGUCAAUGACACAGCACAAGCACAGAUUAUGUGCGAUUUCUUUGGUAUGGCAGACAGAUUCAAAGUGUCCAGUUAAUCUUCUAGGGGCUACUUUACUGUCUAUGAUGGAAAACUUUAUGUUUUCUAGUUAUGUUUUGUUGCAUAUAGAUGCAGGUUUAGGAAUGUCUGCAAGAUUAUUUUACCAUUUCUUUUUUUUUUCUUUUAGGAGUAAAACCACACUUUUUGCCUUUUUGGCUGUCCAUAUAAAUUCUCAAUCGGGACGAUGUUAAGAUACAAUCAGUAUAGUUACAAUGUCGAUGCUCAUAUUAAUCAACACUACAUACUGAUGAGUAUUUAUCGCAUUGCCAGCCGUACUUUUUCUGAUAGCCAGCAAUGUUUUUCUCUCACAAUAAAUCAGCGACUAGUACUUUCAGCCACGGCUUUUCAGAUAAGCGACUAGUAUCUAAUUUGCUGCGACAUGAUCAUGAUCACAUUUAAUAUGCUAUUUUGUAUGGGCAAACAGGAGCUUUCAGUUCUUUCUCCAGUCGUUCCAUGGGAGGUUGAUGAUAUAUGGAGAAUAUAUGCUGGUUAUUUCUUCAUCUUGCAUAUCCCCUUGAGCUUUGGAGGGCUUGGUGUGGUUGCCAAAGUGCUACAGUGCUCCUCACUUGACUCAAUGACAACAGUAAUUUCUACAGUCAUACUUCAGUUAGCAGAGCUUGUUUUGACCUUAGUGCUACUCCAGUACACUGCAAAGCCAGGGCAAACUAUUCAACCUUUCUUUUCUGGGAAGAUUUUUACAGAACGGAAUUGGGUCAAAGAGACUGUAUUAGGCUUUGUAGUUUUGAUGGCCCUGGUAUUGACCACAUCCAUCUUAGCUGAUAAAUUGGUAGGGUCUGAGGAUGCAUAUGAUCCGAUAUUAAAGGAGAUCCUUUCUGACAAUCCAGCCUCUGCUCUAUUGUGUUUCUUUCUCUACUGUGUUAUUGCUCCGCUAUCAGAAGAAACCAUCUACCGUGGGUUCCUUUUAACAUCUUUGUCAUCUUCAAUGAAAUGGCGAGACGCUGUCGUGGUCAGUUCACUUGCGUUCACUGUAUCUCACCUCUCCAGUAAUGGUUCCAUUCAACUGUUCGUUGUUGGAUGUAUUACAGGGUUGGCUUAUUGUCGAACUGGAACUUUGGCUGCUUCUUUCACCAUCCAUUCUCUGUAUAAUGCAGUAUUAUUGUAUAUGGCUUUUGUAUCAUGAUCAUUUUUUAGUAUAAUGUGAAUCCAAGUGUUUUCAUUUUA